Heterobasidion irregulare TC 32-1 is the source of this 198-nucleotide messenger RNA. RefSeq lists its product as uncharacterized. The record is from RefSeq and is a predicted model, not a curated record. NCBI's taxonomy places the organism in Eukaryota, Fungi, Basidiomycota, Agaricomycetes, Russulales, Bondarzewiaceae. The annotation marks the transcript as partial. The transcript has a single exon.
GAGGAGUCAUGCUAUAUACUAGACCUUCCUGAUACUAAUAACACCUUCUCUAUAUUCCAUUCCAGCCUCCUCUAUCCUUUUCAUGAUAGCAACCAUGCAUGCUUCCUCUCCUAUUACAUUCUCUGCCCAGGUCUGAUUAUUACCAUAAAUGGCAUUGAGGAAUUUGAGGUAGGGGCCAUCAUCAACAAGCAUUACUAG